Molecule: messenger RNA, 1140 nt
Organism: Penicillium daleae
Lineage: Eukaryota; Fungi; Ascomycota; Eurotiomycetes; Eurotiales; Aspergillaceae
Product: phosphatase PAP2 family protein
Exons: 3
Coding region: 1-1140 (379 amino acids)
Biological process (GO): phospholipid metabolic process
Molecular function (GO): phosphatidate phosphatase activity
Source: RefSeq, a predicted model, not a curated record
AUGGGCCCCAUAUCCCCCAAGGGCGCGAUCGCGCACAUCUCCAAGCUACUGGUGUUGUCGUAUAUCAUCGACUGGAUCUUCAUCAUCGGUGUCGCCCUAAUUGGCUAUGGAUUUUACAAACAGGACCCCAACCAGCGUCCCUUCUCCCUGACCGACCCAGACAUCUCCUUCCCCUUCACCGAGCACGAAACCGUCUCCACCGCAACAUUGGUCCUCGUCUCUGUGCUAGCCCCGGCCGUGAUCAUCAUCCUUGGAGCUGCGCUCCUCAUCCCCGGCACAGCUGCCGUUGGAGGCCCCACGGUGUCCAGAUCGCAGCUGCUGCGACGCAAGUUUUGGGAAUGGAAUGCGGGUUGGAUGGGUCUGGCACUUGCUCUGGCAGGUGCCUGGAUGGCGACACAGGGAUUGAAGACGUUAAUGGGAAAGCCGCGACCGGAUCUGCUGGCGCGGUGUAACCCGGACGUGAAGAAGAUUGCUGAGUAUGCGGUCGGCGGUCUUGGUGAGCGCCUCGCUGGUGCUCCGGUCUUGGUGGACUGGAAGAUUUGCCGGGAACAAGGGUAUAACCUGCGGGUGGAUGGGUUCUCCAGCUUCCCCAGUGGGCAUUCAUCCCUCUCUUUCGCCGGACUCGGCUAUCUGACCCUCUGGCUCGCUGCCAAACUCUCCGUUGGAUUCCCCUACCUGCCUCAAUUCCCCGUCGAAGGGGAUGAUUAUAGCGACGAGCGCACCUCUGUUCGCACGCGCGGCGCAGCACCUCCCGUGCUGCUGAUGAUCCUGGCUUUCUUCCCAACCGCAGUAGCCUUUUUCAUCGCAUCUUCUCGGUGGUUCAACUUCCGGCAUCACGGAUUCGAUAUCAUCUGCGGCGCUAUCAUCGGAAUCUUCUUCGCUUACAUUGGGAUGCGCAUGUACCACCUGCCCAUCCAGCGGGGAGCGGGCUGGGCGUGGGGUCCUCGAGGCUCCCGCAGGGCCUUCGUUCGGGGUAUUGGAUUCCCCAGCUCCCUGGGAACGGACAGCUGGACGUAUUCGCGAAAGGAAAAGGAUGCCCAGUUCUUCAAUGGCUCUGGUCAUACAGAGCCUGUACAUGAUGUUGAGAACAUCCCGAUGCAAGAGCAGCCCGACGAAGCCACUGCCGACGAAAGGGUGUAA